AUGGGCGAGGCGGUCGGCGGCGGUGGCCCUGUGUUCCCGCCUGCGGGUAUAAAGAAGAGGCCGCAUUCGACUUUUGCGGCCUACGAGGACUGCUCGGCCACGGACACACUCGUCUCGGACUGGCUUAACGAGGUCUACCCUUCCAAUCGACGGCGCAGGUUCUCUGACGCUGCAAUUGACGCCACGGCGUGCCACCUCGAGGAGGACGACACGAACGACUGCAAAGAACCCCAGAACAGACGCCACAGGGCCAGCUCUGAACCGGCCAUGGGUGUGGAUGACGACGACUGCUUUAUGCAGCAAAUGACACCACCGGCGACCGGCUCCUGGUCGCCCCCUUCGCGGCUAGCUCGUGCUACGAGCACGUCUCGAGCGCGUAGCGUUUCCCGAGGCGCCGCUACUACCCAUGCCGGACGAGACUCUCCAAACCUGGUGGAGUGCGACUACUAUCGGCGCGUCAACCUGGCCUCUAGGAACGGCAUUUAUCUGCGUCCAUUUGACUGCCCACUUCCUGUGGCCAUUCAGGCCUUGGUCGAGCCGCUCACAGCGGACCAUCCACCUCUCGUCCCGACGGAUGACGACCGGAGGGGCAUCAAGGGCAUCCGACGGAGAAACGAUGUGGACGCAAAGCCGAUGGAGAUGUCGGUACGGAGCGCUUUGGACAGCGCUCUCUUUCCCAAGCCUGACCCUGAACAGCAGCUGGGGCGCGUCGACAACAUGUCCAUGAAGCGGGCGGCGGUGCCGCGCAGGCUUACGGAGCAGCAGCUGGAGCGGCUUCUGCAGAAGCUCCCGUCAACCGAAAGGGGAACCGAGAGGCAUUACGCGAAGAUCAGCCUUCCGAUACCGGACACGCUGUACGGGUAUGCCUAUGCGGCCGUUCCCGCAGAGUUGAGGUCGCUGUGGGAGCUAGUCCUCGGCGACCUCGUAGUGGUCAACAACGACGACCUGGCGCUGCCCUUCCUCCUCAUCGAGUGCAAGGGGGACGGCGGGAGCAUGUGGUGCUGCACGAACCAGUGCCUGGGCGGCGCGGCAUCGUGCGUCCACGUCGGCGAGCGCCUCAACGCCCAGCUCCAGGCGGUGCGGCGGCCGGGCUCGUUCAACAGCGCCGUCUUCGGCAUCACCAUCAACGGCGAGCACGCCAAUCUGUUUGUCUGCUGGAAGCACAUCGCCGGAGAGGGGGAGGAGGACAGGUUGGGCGAUGUCAUGGCGACGACGGCGGCGUUUUACAUGCAGCGGAUAGGAUACUACGCCCUCCAGGACAUGCAGCAUUUCUUGAAGCUGAAGCGUUGCGUGCGCAUGAUUAUUGAGUGGGGAAUGGGAGCGAGGAUGAAGGAGGUUGAGGAGAUUAUAAGACUGGCAGGAACGAGGAAAAGAAAGGAAAGGGAAGUCGAGAGCUUCGAAGAAAACGUCGAAGUAGAAGGCACGGUGGCGUUGUAG
This is a messenger RNA of Cordyceps fumosorosea ARSEF 2679, 1437 nucleotides long. RefSeq lists its product as hypothetical. Bases 1 to 1437 code for a protein of 478 amino acids. The record is from RefSeq and is a predicted model, not a curated record. The transcript has a single exon. Lineage: Eukaryota; Fungi; Ascomycota; Sordariomycetes; Hypocreales; Cordycipitaceae.